Molecule: messenger RNA, 14005 nt
Organism: Phascolarctos cinereus (koala)
Lineage: Eukaryota; Metazoa; Chordata; Mammalia; Diprotodontia; Phascolarctidae
Gene: HSPG2
Product: heparan sulfate proteoglycan 2
Biological process (GO): homophilic cell-cell adhesion
Cellular component (GO): plasma membrane
Molecular function (GO): calcium ion binding; protein binding
Source: RefSeq, a predicted model, not a curated record
GCCGGGGCGCCGCGCCGAUCCCGAGCCCAGCCGAGCCGAGGCGAGCGGGCCGCAGACAUGGGGCCGAGGGCGGUGCGGACGGGGCGGCUGCUACCGCCGCUGCUGCUACUGCUGCUGCUGGGUCCUCUUCUCAGCGUGGUCCACAGUCGGACUGCAUAUGAUGGAUUAUCGCUGCCUGAAGAUGCAGAACAGGAGACGGCAGUGGUCCGGCCUCGAUGGAACUAUUCAGACCUCUCUGAUGACGAAGACCUGCUGGCUGAUGAAGCCUCUGGAGAUGACCUCGGCAGCGGGGACGUGGGAAGUGGAGACUUCCAGAUGGUCUACUUCCGGGCCAUGGUGAACUUCACACGCUCCAUUGACUACAGCCCUCGGCUAGAGGACGCAGGCUCACAGGAGUUCCGGGAUGUGUCUGAGGCAGUGGUGGAUACGCUGGAGUCUGAAUACCUGAAGAUCCCUGGAGACCAAGUUGUCAGCGUGGUGUUCAUCAAGGAGGUGGACGGCUGGGUGUUUGUGGAGCUCGAUGUGGGCUCGGAGGGGAAUACCGACGCCAGCCAGAUCCAAGAAGUGCUUUACUCGGUUGUUGCGAGUGGCUCCAUUGCUUCCUACAUCACCUCCACGGCUGGCUUCCAGUUCAGGCGCCUGGGAACAGUGACACCCCCCUCCCGGCUCUGCACGGACAAAGAAUUUGCCUGCCGGACCCACAAUGAGUGUAUAGCCCUUGAGUAUCGCUGUGAUCGGCGGCCAGACUGCAGGGACAUGUCUGAUGAGCUCGAUUGUGGUGAGGAGGAGUCCACUCUACCAGAAUCCACAGUACCACCUCCAAGAACCCCAGCCCCAACCAUGCCGCAGGUACCAUGGACAGCACCUGCCCUGGCCUACCUCCCAGCUGGCCCACCUGGCCCAGCUGGCCUACCCCAGCUCUGUGGACACCACGAAGCCUCAUGUGCCAGCGGGCAGUGCAUCCCUAAAAAUUAUUUCUGUGAUGGGCAAGAAGACUGUAUGGAUGGCAGUGAUGAGGAGAACUGUGAUCCCUCCUUGCCCUGUGAGCCCAAUGAGUUCCAAUGCAGGGACAGACGCUGUGCCCUCAAACUCUGGCGAUGUGAUGGGGACUUUGACUGUGAGGACCGGAGUGAUGAAGAAAACUGCCCCUCCAAGCUCCCAGGGGAGUUCUGUGCACCAACCGAGUUUCGCUGCGUCUCCACCAACACUUGCAUCCCGUCCAGCUUCCACUGUGAUGAUGAGAGUGACUGCCCAGACCGUUCAGACGAGUUCGGCUGCAUGCCCCCCCAGGUGGUGACCCCACCCCAGGAGUCAGUUCAAGUGUCCCGAGGCCAGACGGUGACCUUCACCUGUGUGGCCAUUGGUGUACCCACCCCCAUCAUUAACUGGAGGCUCAACUGGGGUCAUAUCCCCUCACACCCCAGGGUGAAAGUGACCAGCGAGGGUGGCCGGGGUACCCUGACCAUUCAGGACGUGAAGGAGGGUGACCAAGGAGCUUACACGUGUGAGGCCAUGAACUCGCGGGGCAUGGUGUUUGGCAUCCCAGACGGUGUCCUGGAGCUCAUCCCUCAGCGAGGUCCCUGCCCUGACGGGCAUUUCUACCAGGAGGACAGCGCCACGUGUCUGCCAUGCUUUUGCUUUGGCAUCACCAGCCUGUGCCAGAGCAGCAGCCGCUACCGAGAUGUGAUCCGGCUGCAAUUCGACAGACCCAGUGACUUCAAAGGGGUGAAUGUGACAAUGCCCGCCCAGCCUGGCAUGCCGCCCCUGUCCUCCACCCAGCUCCAGGUAGACCCCGAGCAGCAGGAGUUUCAGCUGGUCGACCUGUCCCGCCGCUUCCUCAUCCUCGAUUCCUUCUGGGCACUGCCCCAGCAGUUCCUUGGGAACAAGGUGGACUCCUACGGAGGCUUCCUCCGCUACAAAAUACGCUAUGAAGUGUCUCGGGGGUUCUUGGAGCCUGUGCAGAAGGCCGACGUGGUGCUUGUGGGGGGUGGACAUCGCCUCUUCUCAAGGGGCCACACACCCACCCAUCCGGGGGUUCUGAACCAGCGUCAAAUCCGGUUCACCGAGGAGCACUGGGUCCAUGAGUCGGGCCAGCCAGUGUCAAGGGCUGAGCUGCUGCAGACCCUGCAGAGCCUGGAGGGCCUGCUCAUCCAGACCGUGUACAACAACAAGAUGGCCAGCGUGGGCCUGAGCGACAUCGCCAUGGACAUCACAGCCAUCGGCCCCACCCCGCAUGGGCGCGUCCACAGCGUCGAGGAGUGCAGGUGUCCCAUCGGCUACUCAGGCCUGUCCUGCGAGAGCUGUGAUGCCCACUUCACCCGAGUGCCCACCGGGCCUUAUCUGGGCACCUGCUCUGGGUGUAACUGCCAUGGCCACUCCAGCUCCUGCGAUCCUGUGUAUGGCCACUGUCUGAACUGCCAACAUAACACAGAGGGACCGCAGUGUAACAAGUGCAAACCGGGGUUCUUUGGUGAUGCCACGCGUGGCAGUCCCACCGCCUGCCGGCCGUGCCCCUGCCCCUACAUCGAUGCCUCUCGAAGGUUCUCAGACACCUGUUUCCUGGACACGGAUGGCCAAGCCACGUGUGAUGCCUGUGCCCCUGGGUACACUGGGCGCCGCUGUGAGAGCUGUGCCCCUGGCUACGAAGGCAACCCUAUUCAACCCAAUGGCAAAUGCAAACCAAUCACCACCCAGGCUAUUGUGCGCUGUGAUGAUCGGGGCAGCACCGGCACCUCUGGAGAGUCCUGCCGCUGCAAGCCGAACGUGGUGGGCCGUCUAUGCAAUGAGUGCUCCGAUGGCACCUUCCACCUGAGCGCCAACAACCCAGACGGCUGCCUCAAGUGCUUCUGCAUGGGCGUGAGCCGUUACUGCACCAGCUCCUCCUGGAGCCGGGACCAGGUGCACGGGGCCUCCCAGGCUGGCGAUCACACCCAGUUCAGCCUGUCCAAGGCAGCAGGUGAUCACAGCACAAGUGAGGGCAUCUCUUCCCCCGCACCCGGGGAGCUGGCUUUCUCCGACUUCCACAGCCUGCUCCCUGGCCCCUACUUCUGGAACCUCCCCUCAAAGUUUCAAGGAGACAAGGUGACCUCCUACGGCGGAGAACUACAUUUCACUAUAACCCAGAGGCCGCAGCCAGGCUCCCCAUCCCUGCACGGGCAGCCGCUGGUCCUGCUUCAAGGCAAUGGCAUCUCUCUUGAGCACCACGCCCAGCAGGAGCCUGUGCCUGGCCAGCCCAGCACCUUCUCUGUGCCCUUCCGAGAGCAUGCCUGGCGCAGGGCAGACGGGCAGCCAGCCACUCGCGAGCACCUGCUCAUGGCCCUCGCAGGCAUUGAUGUGAUCAUGAUUCGAGCUUCCUUCACUGAGAACCAGGCAGAGAGCAGGCUCUCUGGACUGCGCAUGGAUGUAGCAGUGCCCCAGGUCACGGGGCUGGAGCAGGCUGUGGAGGUGGAGCAGUGUGUCUGCCCGCCUGGCUACCAAGGGCCAUCUUGCCAGUACUGUGACGUGGGAUACACUCGUACUUCCAGUGGCCUCUACCUGGGCACUUGUGAACUCUGUAGCUGCCACGGACACUCAGUGAUAUGCGACCCAGAGACCGGGGCUUGCCAGGGCUGCCAACACAACACAGAAGGUGCCAAGUGUGAACGUUGCCAGGCCGGCUACUACGGUGAUGCCCAGAGAGGUUCCCCUGAAGAUUGCAAGCCAUGCCCCUGCCACGGCUUACCCUCUAACAACCAGGGGAUCCACACUUGUUUCCUGGACACUGAUGGCAGUCCCACCUGCGAUGCCUGCUCCCCAGCACACAGUGGCCGCCACUGCGAGAGGUGUGCUCCUGGUUACCAUGGCAACCCCAGCCUGGGCCAGUCCUGCCGAAGUGAUGUCCCUGGCCCUGGCCCCGGCCCCAGCCCCAGCCCGGGCCCUGAUGGCUGUAGAUGUGACCCAGAAGGCAGCGUCAGCACCCAGUGUGAAGCCACAGGGGAGUGUCGUUGCAAGCCCAAGGUGGAGGGUCCUACCUGCAGCUAUUGCCGUCCUCACCACUUCUACCUGAGUGCCACCAACCCCGAAGGCUGCCUGCCCUGUUUCUGUAUGGGUGUCACUCAGCAGUGUGUCAGCUCCUCCUACACCCGCCACCUGAUCUCAAGCCCCUUUGCUCCUGGUGACUUCCAAGGUUUCACGCUGGUGAAUCGACAGCGAAGCAGCCGGGUGGCUGGUGGUUUCACAGUGGAGCCGAUGCCUGAGGGCAGCCAGCUCUCCUUCAGCAACUUUGCCCAACUGGGCCAUGAGUCAUUCUAUUGGCAGCUCCCCGAGCUUUACCAGGGAGACAAGGUGGACGCCUAUGGUGGGAAGCUCCGGUACAUUCUCUCCUACACAGCUGGAGCACAGGGCAGUCCUCUCUCCGAUCCUGAUGUGCAGAUCACGGGGAAUGACAUCACUCUAGUGGCCACCCAACCAGAGCUGCAAGGCCGUGAAAGGAAGAGCUUCGAAAUAGUGUUCAGAGAGCAAUUCUGGAGGAGGCUAGAUGGCCAGCCAGCCACUCGAGAGCACUUGCUGAUGGUUCUGGCCGACCUGGAUGAGAUCCUGGUCCGUGCCACCUUCUCCUCAGUCCCUCUGGCGGCCAGCAUUGGUGCCGUCAGCAUGGAGAGAGCCCUGCCUGGCCCUGGAACUGGACCCCGUGCCCUUGAAGUAGAAGAAUGCCGCUGCCCACCUGGCUACCGGGGCCUAUCCUGCCAGGACUGUGCCUCUGGCUAUACACGCACAGGGAGCGGCCUCUACCUGGGCCACUGUGAGCUUUGUGAAUGCAACGGGCACUCGGACAGCUGUCACCCAGAGACGGGAGCCUGCUCGCAAUGCCUACACCACACGGCUGGUGAAUUCUGUGAACUCUGUGCACCUGGCUACUAUGGUGAUGCCACUGCGGGGACUCCUGAAGACUGCCAGCCCUGUGCCUGCCCCCUCACCAACCCUGAGAACAUGUUCUCCCGGACAUGCGAGAGCCUUGGGUCUGGGGGCUACCGCUGCACAGCCUGUGAGCCUGGCUACGCUGGCCAAUACUGUGAACAGUGUGCCCCAGGCUAUGCGGGCAACCCCAGUGUUCGUGGAGGCCGCUGCCAGCCUCAAGCAGACCAGGCCCUGCUGGUAGUUCAGGUCCAUCCAGCCCGGAGCACAGUGCCCCAGGGUAGCUCCCACUCCCUCCGAUGCCAGGUCAGCGGGAGCCCCCCAUACUACUACUACUGGACCCGAGAAGAUGGACGGUCUAUCCCUAGCACCACCCAACAGCGUCAACAAGGCUCUGAGCUCCACUUCCCCAGCGUCCAGCCUUCCGACGCAGGCGUUUACAUCUGUACUUGCCGCAACCUUUACCAUGCCAACACCAGCAGGGCUGAGCUUCUGGUCACCGAGGCACCCACCAAGGCUAUCACAGUGACCGUGGAGGAGCAGACGAGCCAGAGCGUCCGAGUUGGGGCUGACGUCACCUUCAUCUGCACAGCCAAGAGCAAGUCUCCGGCCUACACGCUGGUGUGGACUCGCCUCCAUAAUGGGAAGCUGCCUUCACGAGCCAUGGACUUCAAUGGCAUCCUAACCAUCCGGGGCGUCCAGCCCAGCGACGCAGGCACCUAUGUGUGCACUGGCUCCAACAUGUUCGCCAUGGACCAGGGCACCGCCACGCUGCAUGUCCAGGCCUCUGGGAGCCCAUCACCACCUGUGGUUUCUAUCUACCCACCGCAGCUCACAGUGCAACCUGGCCAGCCGGCAGAGUUCCGCUGUAGUGCCACCGGGAACCCAGCGCCUAGCCUGGAAUGGUCAGGAGGUCCUGGGGGUCAGAUGCCCCGGAAGGCCUGGAUCCAUGGUGGUAUCCUACGCCUCCCAGCCACUGAGCUGUCUGACCAAGCCCAGUAUCUAUGCCGUGCUUCCAAUACUGCUGGACAGCAUGUAGCCAGAGCUGUCCUCCAUGUGCAUGGGGCUCGAACGUCCGAUGUCCAGCCACGCCCUGAGCAGACCCAGGUGCAGGAGGGCCACAUCGUGAGGCUGAAUUGUCAGGUGACUGGGAACCCACCCCACAGGAUCGUCUGGACUAAGGAGGGGGGAUCUUUACCAGCCAAGGCCCGUGUGGAGCACACCAUGCUCUUCAUCCCAGAUGCAACAGCUGCUGAUGCUGGUGUCUACGUGUGCAGUUCUAACACCCUCACUGGCAGUGCCCAGGCUCGCAUGGAAGUGGUGAUUGUUCCAGACUCAGGCGCUGUCCCUGCCAUGAGGAUUGAGUCAUCUUCUCCAUCAGUGACUGAAGGACAGACAGUGGAUCUGAACUGUGUGAUCACUGGUCAUGCCCAUGCCCAGGUCACAUGGCACCGGCGUGGUGGGAGCCUCCCUACUCGGCACCAGGUUCAUGGCACCCGACUGCGGCUAUAUCACCUGAUUCCAGCAGACUCAGGCACAUAUGUGUGCCGGUUUGAGGGCACCUCAGGCCACCAAGAAGCCUCCAUUGAUAUCUCUGUCUCCCAUGGGGGCAGUCCUGGCUCUGGAUACUCACAAGGCUCUGACACCAGCUUCCCCAUGAGGAUUGAGGUCUCCUCUACAGAAAUAACUGAAGGACAAACCGUGGAUCUGAAUUGUGUGGUCACUGGACAGGCCCACGCCCAAGUCACGUGGUAUAAGCGUGGUGGCAGUCUCCCUGUCCGGCGUCAGGACCAUGGAACCUGGCUACGGCUGUACCAGGUAACCCCAGCUGACUCCGGGGAGUACGUGUGCCGUGUGGUCCGAGACUCCCGUCCCCAUGAGGCCUCUCUCAUCAUCACCAUCCAACCUUCCCGCUCUAAUGAUGGCUCCAUCCCAGCCCCAGCCACUCCUGCACCCGUCCGGAUCGAAUCCUCAUCCCCAACAGUGGCCGAAGGGCAGACGGUAGACCUGAGCUGCGUGGUUGCUGGGCAGGCCCAUGCCCAGGUCACUUGGUACAAGCGAGGGGGCAGCCUCCCUGCCCGUCACCAGGUGCGUGGCUCCCGCCUGUACAUCUUCCACGCCACCCCAGCCGAUGCUGGUGAGUAUGUGUGUCGUGCGGCCAACGGCAUGGAGGCCUCCCUCACGGUCACAGUCACUGGAGGCCAGGGCGCCAGCUUCUCCUACCCCCCGGGUGUCACUCCUCCAAUCAAAAUUGAAUCCUCUUCCUCUACUGUUGCUGAGGGGCAGACCCUGGUUCUGAACUGUGUCGUGGCUGGGCAGGCCCAUGCCCAGGUCACUUGGUACAAGCGAGGAGGCAGCCUUCCAGCCAGGCACCAGGUCCAUGGCUCCCGGCUACAACUGCACCAAGUGUCUCCAGCUGACUCCGGAGAGUAUGUGUGCCGUGUGGUCAGCGGCUCUAGCCACCAUGAAGCCUCUGUUCUUGUCACCAUCGAACCUGAGGGCUCUUUGCAUGGCUCUGUCCAAGCCCAGGAUAUCACACCCCCAAUCAGGAUUGAGUCAUCUUCCUCAUCUGUGGCUGAAGGUCAGACCCUAGAUCUAAACUGCGUCAUCUCAGGGCAAGCCCAUGCCCAGGUUACAUGGUACAAGCGUGGCGGCACCCUCCCUGCCCGGCAUCAGGUCCAUGGCUCCCGGCUACGACUACAUCAGGUGUCCCCCGCUGACUCUGGAGAAUAUGUGUGCAGAGUGGUUGGAGGUUCCAACCCCCAGGAAACCUCUGUCCUUGUCACCAUUGAGCCUGAAGGCUCCAUCCCUGCCCAGGGCGUCACACCUCCAAUUAGGAUCGAAUCAUCCUCCUCGUCCGUGGCCGAAGGACAGACCAUCGAAUUGAACUGCAUCGUUGCCGGUCAGGCCCAUGCCCAGGUCUCAUGGUACAAGCGCGGGGGCAGCCUCCCAGCCAAGCACCAGGUCCAUGGCUCCCGGCUACAGCUAUACCAGGUGUCGCCAGCUGACUCCGGAGAGUAUGUGUGCCGGGUGGUCAGCAGCUCCGGCCACCAGGAAGCCUCUGUCCUUGUCACCAUUCAGGCCCAAGGUUCCAGCCAUGGUUCCAUCCCUGGCCUAGGAGUCACUCCCCCAGUGAGGAUUGAGUCUUCCUCUUCAUCCAUCACUGAAGGACAGACUUUUGAGCUAAACUGUCUGGUCUCUGGACAGACCCAUGCCCAGGUCACCUGGUACAAGCGAGGUGGCAGUCUCCCCGCCAGGCAUCAGGUCCAUGGCACCAGACUACGGCUGUCCCAGGUGUCACCAGAUGACUCAGGCGAGUAUGUGUGCAGGGUGAUUGGCAGCUCCGGCCCCCAGGAGGCCUCUGUCCUCAUCACCAUCCAGCAGCAGCGCCCUGGCCACUUCCACCCCCAGGGUGUUGUGUACCCCGUCCGAAUUGAGUCUUCCUCUUCCUCCCUGGCCAACGGACAGACCUUGGACCUCAACUGCUUGGUCACUAGUCAAGCCCCACAUACUAUCACGUGGUAUAAGCGUGGAGGCACUCUUCCUGCUCGCCAUCGGAUUGUGGGCUCCCGGCUGCGGAUCCCCCAGGUUACCCCUGCCGACUCUGGAGAAUAUGUAUGUCACGUCAGCAAUGGGGCCGGCUCACAGGAAUCUUCGCUCAUCGUCACCAUCCAGGGUGGUGGCUCCUCCCACUCCUCGGGCAUCACUCCUCCCAUCAGGAUUGAAUCUUCCUCCCCAGUGGUGAUGGAAGGACAGACCCUGGAUCUCAACUGUGUAGUCCCUGAGCAGAGCCAAGCCACAGUGACAUGGUACAAGAGAGGGGGCAGCCUGCCUGCCCGCCAUCAGGUUCAUGGCUCCCGUCUCCGGCUAAACCAGGUGUCAUCCGCUGAUUCUGGAGAGUACGUGUGCCGGGCUAACAACAACAUAGAGGCCCAGGAGACUUCCAUUGUGAUCUCUAUCCCCUCCAGCAGCCCCAGCAGCCCCUCCUCCCCAGGACAUACGUCACCUAUCAGGAUUGAAUCCUCUUCCUCAUCUGUAGCCGAAGGACAGACCUUGGACUUGAACUGUGUCAUUUCUGGACAGGCCCAUGCCCAGGUCAAAUGGUACAAGCGUGGGGGCAGCCUCCCAGCACAGCACCAGGUCCAUGGCUCCCAGCUGAGGCUUUAUCAGGUAUCGCCAGCUGACUCAGGCGAGUACGUGUGUCGGGUGAUUGGCGGCUCCAGAGUCCAAGAAGCCUCUGUCCUUGUCACCAUUGAGCCUGCUCACCCUAACUCUGGUUCUGUACCAGGCAUCAUCCCACCUAUCAGGAUUGAGUCCUCAUCUUCAUCUGUGGCCGAAGGACAGACUGUGGAUCUCAACUGUGUGGUGGCAGGACAGCCCCACGUCAGGGUCUCAUGGUACAGGCGCGGGGGCAGCCUCCCUGUCAAGCACCAGGUCCAUGGCUCCCGGCUACGGCUGUACCAGGCAUCUCCAGCUGACUCUGGCGAGUAUGUGUGCCGGGUGCUCAACGGUGCCAGCCCCCAAGAGACUUCUAUCCUGGUCACCAUCAGAGCUUCAGGCUCCAGCUCUGGCUCUGUCAUCCCCACUGCCGCCACAUUCAUACCUAUCAGGAUUGAGUCCUCAUCCCCAUCAGUGACAGAAGGGCACACGGUGGAUUUGACCUGUGUGGUCACUGGGCAGCCCCAUGCCCAAGUCACAUGGUAUAAGAGAGGGGGCACCCUCCCCACCCGACAUCAGGUCCAUGGCUCCCACCUGAGGCUGUACCAGGUGUCUCGGACUGACGCAGGCGAGUAUGUGUGCCGGGUGAUCGGUGUCUCUGGCCCUCCACAGGAGUCUUCAUUCACCAUCGCUGUGCUGCCCUCCACUACUACUGCUGAAUCCUACCGCCUUCAGAGCCCAGUCAUCUCCAUUGACCCACCAAGCGCCACUGUACAACAGGGCCAGGAUGCCACCUUCAAGUGUCUGAUCCACGAUGGGGCGGCCCCCAUCAGCAUUGAGUGGAAGAUGGCGAGAAACCAGGAGCUGGAAGACAAUGUGCAUCUCAGCCCCAAUGGCUCCAUCAUCACCAUUAUGGGUGCCCGGCCCAGCAACCAUGGCACCUACCGCUGCAUGGCCUCCAACCCCUAUGGUGUGGCCCAGAGUGUCGUCAGUCUGAGUGUGCAGGGACCGCCCACAGUGUCUGUGCUCCCUAAGGGCCCUGUGCAGGUGAAGCUUGGCAAAACUGUCUCCCUGGAGUGUGUUAGUGCUGGAGAGCCCCGACCUUCUGCCCGCUGGAUGCGCAUUGGGACACCCCUCAAGGUGGAUCACCAUCGGACUUUGGGGCCCAUGGACAGCCAUGCUGUGCUGCAGAUUACAGAGGCCCAACCAGAGGAUGCAGGCACCUAUGUCUGCUUGGCCCAGAAUGCUCUGGGCUCUGCUCAGGCUCGGGUGGAGGUGAGUGUAGAAACAGGCACAGCACCCAUGGGUGCCCCUGAGGUGCAUGUGGAAGAGGCAGAAAUGACAGUGGAAGCAGGGAAGACCGCCACCCUACGCUGCUCAGCUACAGGGAGCCCUCCUCCCACUGUGCAUUGGUCCAAGCUUCGGGCACCUCUGCCCUGGAAGCAUCAGCUGUCUGGCAACACCCUGAUCCUCCCUGAGGUUGCCCAACAAGACUCCGGCCAGUACAUCUGCAAUGCUACCAACUCAGCUGGGCAUGCUGAGGCCACUGUCAUCCUGCAUGUGGAGAGCCAUCCAUAUGCCACGACAAUCCCUGAAGAGGCCCUGGUAGGAGCAGGAGAAAUGGUACAGUUUCAGUGCCUGGCACACGGGACACCCCCACUCACCUUCCACUGGAGUCGGGUGAAUGGAAGCCUCCCCAGACGGGCAGCUGUUCGAGGGGACCUGCUGCGCAUCAACCCCACCUCCCCCGAGGACGCUGGCCAGUAUCAGUGCCUCGUCACCAACAAGGUGGGCUCUGCCCAGGCCUUCGCCCACCUCCGAAUCCAGGGUGCCCACCCUGCAGUCCCCUACCCGGCAGCUUCAGCUCCAGCCGUGCACAUCACACCUCAGCAGGAGACAAAGGGCAUCGGGGGCAGCGUCGAGUUCCACUGUGCUGUGGAUGGUGACUCGGGUGCCCAGAUCCACUGGUUCAAAGAAGGAGGGCAACUGCCACAGGGUCAUACUGUGCAAGAUGGGGUGCUUCGGAUCCAGAAUUUGGACCAGAGCUGCCAGGGGACAUAUAUUUGCCGUGCACAUGGGCCAUGGGGCCAGGCCCAGGCUAGCGCACAGCUAGUUGUUCAUGCUCUACCCUCUGUGCUCAUUAACAUCCGAACAUCAGUGCAGACCGUAGUAGUGGGUCACGCUGUGGAGUUUGAGUGCCUGGCCCUGGGUGACCCCAAGCCUCAUGUCACCUGGAGCAAAGUGGGAGGCCAGCUGCGCUCAGGCAUUGUGCAGAGUGGAGGCACCAUCAGGAUUGCCCGCGUGGAGCAGGCGGAUGCUGGGCAGUAUCGAUGCACCGCCACCAAUGCUGCAGGGACCACCCAGUCUCACGUGCUGCUGCUCGUGCAAGCUUUGCCCCAGAUCUCGGCCCCUCCCGAGGUCCGAGUGCCUGCUGGCUCUGCAGCCGUCUUCCCUUGCAUGGCUUCGGGCUUCCCGACUCCUGACAUCACCUGGACCAAGCUGGAGGGAGACCUUCCCCCAGACAGUCAUCAGGAGAACAAUGUGCUGACUCUGCCCUCCGUCCGGCCUCAAGAUGCUGGCACCUACAUCUGUACUGCUACCAACCGCCAGGGCAAAGUGAAAGCUUUUGCCCGCCUCCAGGUACCAGAGAGGGUGGUCCCUUACUUCACCCAGACCCCACACUCUUUCCUGCCUCUGCCUACCAUCAAGGAUGCCUACAGAAAGUUUGAAAUCCGAAUCAAUUUCAGGCCUGAUGCUGCGGAUGGCAUGCUGAUUUACAAUGGACAGAAGCAGAUCCCAGGGCCUGGGAGCCCUGUGAAUCUGGCAGCCAGGCAGCCUGACUUCAUCUCUUUUGGCCUGGUGGGCGGGAGGCCAGAAUUCCGGUUUGACGCUGGGUCUGGCAUGGCCACCAUCCGCCACCCCACCCCCUUGGCACUGGGCCAGUUCCACACAGUGACCCUGCUUCGUAACCUGACCCAGGGUACCCUGAUUGUGGGCAACCUGUCCCCUGUCAAUGGGACAUCCCAGGGCAAAUUCCAAGGCCUGGACCUGAAUGAGGAGCUCUACCUGGGCGGCUACCCAGACUAUGGUGCCAUCCCCAAGUCUGGUCUAAGCAGCGGCUUUAUAGGCUGCGUGCGGGAGCUUCGGAUCCAGGGUGAAGAAGUGAUUUUCCAGGAUCUCAACCUCACGGCCCACGGCAUCUCCCACUGCCCCACUUGCAAGGACAGGCCCUGCCAGAAUGGGGGGUUCUGCCAGGAUUCUGAGAGCAGCAGCUACGUGUGUUCCUGUCCCUCCGGCUUCACCGGGAGCCGCUGUGAACACUCGCAGGCCUUACAUUGUCACCCAGAGGCCUGUGGACCUGAUGCCACCUGUGUGAACCGCCCAGAUGGCCAGGGGUACUCUUGCCGCUGUCACUUGGGCCGCUUUGGGGAGAAGUGCAUGGAAGGGGUGACAGUGACUACACCAGCCCUGUCAGGUGCCGGUUCAUACCUGGCAUUACCUGCCCUCACCAACACCCACCACGAACUACGCCUGGACCUUGAGUUCAAGCCGCUGGCUCCUGAGGGACUCCUGCUCUUUAGUGGUGGGAAGGGCGCACCUGUUGAAGACUUUGUGUCCUUGGCAAUGGCUGGUGGGCACCUGGAAUUCCGCUAUGAGCUGGGUUCAGGGACAGCAGUGCUCCGGAGCACCCAACCCUUGACCCUCGGCCGCUGGCACCGUGUGUCUGCAGAGCGGCUCAAUAAAGAUGGCAGCCUCCGAGUAAACGGUGGGCGCCCAGUGCAGCGAUCCUCCCCUGGCAAAAGCCAAGGGCUCAAUCUGCACACUCUCCUCUACCUGGGUGGCGUGGAGCCUUCGGUGGCCAUGCCACCUGCUGUCAAUGUCAGUGCCCACUUCCACGGCUGUAUCGGCGAGGUGUCAGUCAAUGGGAAGCGGUUGGACAUGACCUACAGCUUCCUGGGCAGCCAUGGUGUAGGCCAGUGCUAUGAUAGUUCUCCUUGUGAGCGCCAGCCCUGCCAGAAUGGUGCCACCUGCAUGCCAGCCGGCGAGUAUGAGUUCCAGUGCCUGUGCCGUGAUGGUUUCAAAGGAGACCACUGUGAACAUGCAGAGAAUCCUUGCCUACUGCCAGAGCCCUGCCUUCAUGGAGGUACCUGCCAGGGUGCUCGUUGCCUCUGCCCACCUGGAUUCACUGGUCCUCGAUGUCAAAAAAGCCGAGGUCCUCCUGAAGCUGACUGGCACCUAGAGGGCAGUGGAGGCAAUGAUGCUCCCGGACAGUAUGGAGCCUAUUUCCAUGAUGGUGGUUACCUGUCAUUCCCAAGCCGUGUGUUCCCUCGGGGCCUCCCUGAUGUUCCAGAGACCAUCGAGUUGGAGGUCCGGACCAACACUCCUAAUGGCCUCCUGCUCUGGCAGGGCGUGGAGGCCAAAGAGGAAGGCAAGGACUUCGUCAGCCUGGGGCUACAAGAUGGGCAUCUUGUCUUCAGUUACCAGCUGGGCAGCGGUGAGACCCACAUCAUCUCUGACGAUCCCAUCAAUGACGGCGAAUGGCACAAAGUGACAGCCCUUAGAGAGGGCAGAAGUGGAUCCAUCCAGGUAGAUGGAGAGGAGCUGGUGAGUGGCCAAUCUCCAGGACCCAACGUGGCAGUCAACACCAAAGGCAGCAUCUACGUUGGUGGGGCUCCAGAUGCAGCAACACUCACUGCGGGCAGGUUUGAUGCGGGCAUCACAGGCUGCAUCAAGAACCUGGUGCUGCACUGUGCCAGCCCUGGUGGUCCUCCUCCUCAGCCCCUGGACCUGCAGCACCAUGUCCAAGCCGGUGCCAACACCCGCCCCUGCCCUUCCUAGGCGCCUAUGCAGACUCCUGGGCCACAUGCCCCUGGAUAGGACAAUAUUGAUGAUUAUAUUAUUAUUAUUAUUAUUAUUAUUAUUAUUAUUUUGUAAGAAACAAAGGCAACCAUCA